AUGGCCGCGGGCGGCUUGCACCGCGCGGCGACGUCGAACCACUGGCUUCGCAGCGGCGUCCCGUUCGUGACGUUCAUGCUCGCCGGGUCCUACGGCAUCAGCGUCGUGCUGCAGGGGAGGAACGACGUGCGCGACGCGAGGGCGGACGUCACGGACAUGCGCGCGCCGUCGAGGACGCAGACGGCGCGGCGUCGCAAUCGCGCGUUCGAUCUCGACGACGAGCGCGAGCGGACGAUGGACGCGCUGGGGGUGAGGGACGGCGCGCGCGACGUGAAGAUGGUGCCCGUGCCGAGGCCGUGGCAGGAGCCGGGGGCGAACGGACGGCGGUGGUGGGGGGGUGUGAGGCGAUGGCUGAAACGCGGGGAGUAG
Molecule: messenger RNA, 369 nt
Organism: Micromonas pusilla CCMP1545
Lineage: Eukaryota; Viridiplantae; Chlorophyta; Mamiellophyceae; Mamiellales; Mamiellaceae
Exons: 1
Coding region: 1-369 (122 amino acids)
Cellular component (GO): mitochondrial membrane
Source: RefSeq, a predicted model, not a curated record